Messenger RNA from Oncorhynchus kisutch (coho salmon), 3991 nucleotides. RefSeq names its product RAB11 family interacting protein 5a (class I) (gene rab11fip5a). Gene Ontology annotation, biological process: regulated exocytosis. Bases 314 to 3565 code for a protein of 1083 amino acids. Gene Ontology annotation, molecular function: small GTPase binding. NCBI's taxonomy places the organism in Eukaryota, Metazoa, Chordata, Actinopteri, Salmoniformes, Salmonidae. Gene Ontology annotation, cellular component: mitochondrion; phagocytic vesicle; recycling endosome. The record is from RefSeq and is a predicted model, not a curated record. The transcript has 6 exons.
UCUAUGGUUUGAACAAUUCUGACUGCAGAGAGGGGACGCGGAGACGCGCGUCGUACCGUCGAUAGCUUUAUUAGCAUAGCCGAGCAUACGCCACGAUACACAUGCUGGGGCAACGAACAGUGAAGACACUACAGACAGACCGGUCAAUACCGACAACUUAAAGGAUACAAUAAUGCCGAGCCGUCCACCUCGCGACUAGGCUGGACGGCUAGCGGUGCAUCUCUGAGAGACGCUGAGGGAAACGGCAGGGUAUCCUCCCAUUUCCACGUUUACAUUUGAGCCUGUCCUCACUCUCUGUUGUGUUUCUUUGGACAUGUCCUCGCUAAAUAUAGACUACGACGAAGACCAGAGAUGGGUUCCUACACACGUCCAGGUCACCGUUCUGCGGGGCAGGGGCUUGCGGGCGAAGGGCAAACACGGUACCAGCGACGUCUACACCAUUAUCCAGGUGGGCAAGGAGAAAUACUCCACUUGUGUUCUGGAAAAGACCACUGUUCCCGAAUGGAAGGAGGAAUGUUCUUUCGAGUUGUUACCGGGUGUUCUGGAGCAGGUUGGGGACGGGGGCGCAUACCCCCCCGGGAGCAGCGACUUGGUCCUGACGGUGAUGCACCGGGCGCUCAUGGGACUGGACGUGUUUCUGGGCCAAGCCGUGAUCCCUCUGGAUAAGGUGUUUCAGGACAGAAUAUGCAUGAAAAACGAGUGGUACAAGCUGAACUCCAAGACUGGGAAGAAGGAGAAGGAGCGAGGGGACAUUCAGGUGACGGUGCAGUUCACCAAGAACAACCUGACAGCCAGCAUGUACGACCUCUCCCUGGGUAAGGACAAGCCCCGGUCCACCUUCGGCAAGAUCAAGGACCGCAUCAAGGGCAAGAAGAGGAGCAGCAAGGACUCUGAUGAAGACUCCGCCUCCACUAUUGGGGGCGGCUACGGCCCCGUUUCCCGCAUGAGGAACCGGUUGCCGAGCGAUGGCGGCGGGGAGGAAGACUACGAGGACGAUGAAGGGGGGGAGGGGCGGAGGAGUAAGAUGAGGAACUUCUUCCUGCGAGGGAAACUGAGGAAGUCGUCCGAUACGAGGUCGAGCACGUCGCUAGGGUCGGAGAGUAGUGAGUCGUCGUCGAGGGGAGGGAGUCUCAGUCCCACCGCUGGGAUCUCUGUAGUGGUGUCUGACCUGUCUAACUCGCCUAGCAACAGCAGCAACUUCACAGCAGACAGCCCUGAUCAUACGGCAGAGUCGUCUCCCAAGCUGGCCUCCUAUACAUGUGAGUUCACUGACGAGUCUGGAGAGAUCAACAUCCCUGUGCCUCAGCCUGUCUGCAUCAAUGGAAGCCAUGUGUACAACACCACCUUGGACCCUUGCCCGGGGAACCCUGUAGUACCCUUAGAUCCUCUAGCCCUGGUGAAGAAGAACCUGCCUCUGUCCCAAUCCCUCCAGAACCUCAACCAGCGGAGAGAGGAGCUCCCUGUCCUCCUCCCUAAAGGUCCCGCUGCGGAUGGCCGGCGCUGGUCCUUUGACAAGGCAGGGAAGGAGGAGAAGGUGGCCAUCGCAGCGGCCCUGGAGCAGGCUGGCCAAGGGAUGGGCGAGGGGGCCAGGGAGGAGUCAGACAGAGACAGCCGGAGCAGGAACUGUCUGGAUGAGUCUGAACAGGCCUCGAACUCUGACUCUGGCCCAGGCGAGAAACACAAAGGAUGGUUUGGAUCAAAGGACAACCAUAACAAACCCAGCCCGGUGGUGUCACCUAGCUCAGGCUCUCACCUCACCCCACAUACCCCUGGUCUCACCCCCCUUACCCCUGGUCUGCUGUCCUGGGGCCCCCCUCACCUCCCUGUAGAUCCUAACUCACUGGGCACCCCACUCCAUCACACUAACCCCUUCAGCCAGUCCCCCAUGUCUCCCUCCAACCCGUUCCUCUCUCUCCUCCAGUGUAACCCUUUCUACGAGGAGCUCCUAGCUGACCAAACUCUAAACCUUAACUCUGCCCAGCCCCAUCUGCCUCCCUGUUGUUCUAGCUUUACCUCCUAUUUCUCAGUAGCACCCCAAACCUGGUCUACCAACCCUAACCCCGUACCCAUCCUGCCCCCAACCCAUGACAGCCCAGUCACACCAGACUGCACUAACACUGGUAUGAAGGAACAAAGAGCCUCCCUGAAACUUCCUCCAGAAGAGAAGAGCGCCAACACUAAGGAUAAAGAAGAAGAAGAAACAGUCAAAACGAGCCAGAGACCGCUCCCUCCGCUUCCAAAGACUGACACGGUGCCCUCUGCUAACUCUCCCCUCUGUGAGGAAGACAUGUCCUAUGCUAAGGCUGAGACUGCAUCAUUCUACUCUGCCACUGGCCCAGACAACAUGGCUGCUUUAGACUUGAUGGGGGAGUUCUCUGACGAUCGAUGCUGGGCCACUUGUGAUGAUGUCAUCCGGUCAGACACAAUAGAUCGAGCCACAUCCCAUCUGGGAGCCACCUGUGUUGUUAAAGAGAAGACCACAUCCCCUGAAGCAAGGAUAGACUGGCCAAACGGCAUGGACUUAGAAUCAUAUAACUCAGCAGAACUUUCCAAUGCACUUCUACACUCUGUCAGGUCUCAAGCUCACAGUCCACUAAAAACAGUUCAGUCCACUACUGGGACAUCUAGUGGUGAGAAGGUCGAUGAAGACAUUGAGGAUUACAGAUUAGAGGACCAAUACUCAGAACACCCUCGUGUGGAGUCUGUUGUAGUGCAACAUUCUCUCUCAGAAGAACACCCUCUCCAACGGUCCCUCUCAGAAGAACACCCUCGUGUGGAGUCUGUUGUAGUGCAACAUUCUCUCUCAGAAGAACACCCUCUCCAACAUUCUCUCUCAGAAGAACACCCUCUCCAACGGUCCCUCUCAGAAGAACACCCUCGUGUGGAGUCUGUUGUAGUGCAACAUUCUCUCUCAGAAGAACACCCUCUCCAACAUUCUCUCUCAGAAGAACACACUCUCCAACGGUCCCUCUCAGAGGGCACAAGGAGGAACAGCGUUGAGGACCUGACUCUGUCGUUCGGCAGCGACCCUGGCGUUGUAACCCUGGGGUCUUUGUCCUUUGUCCAGCAGCAUGACACUUCUGACCUCCUCGCUGCCUCCUCCUUCUCCGCUCCUUCCUCUCUAACUGCUGAACGUAACACAUAUUCCUCUCCAGCUCUCUCCUCUCUCCCUGCCCCGCCCCCUGCUACUGUGAGGUCAUCAGUAAGCACUGUCUCGGCCGCAACCCUUUUCUCCACUGCACAGCCAGUGAUUGGUGCAUCGCAUGCUGGCAUGCCCCAGGAGACACAUCCGCCAGCCAAUCAGCAGAUCAGUCCUCACCCAGUGAAGCCCCUGACCCCAGAGGAGAAGAGGCGGGCGGAACUUUCUGAGGGGCGGUCGGUGCUGGACAAACUCAAGUCCUCUAUCCACCCAGGGAGGAGCAGCCAGCCCACCGAGCAGCAGCCUGAGAAGAAAAAGUCUCUGACGGAGGGAGCUGGGCCUUACUACCACCUGACCCACAGUGAGCUGGUCGCCCUCCUCCUCCAACGGGAAGGCGACCUACACCCGGCAGAGGGUGGAGUUUGACCACCAGAGGGCGUUGCUAGUGAAGCGGGAGGCGGAAUUGAAGAAGAUGAAGCCUCAGGUUAGGGAUCUGGAGGACUACAUAGACACGCUGCUGGUUCGCAUUAUGGAGCAGACUCCCACCAUCCUGCAGGUCGGCACCAAGCUCAAGUGACCGAGAGAGGGACUGAUGGAAUGGGGGGUAACUAGCACCUAGGGUUGUGACAUUCCCAGGUUUCUAGAAAUCCUGGUUGGAAGAUUCCCGGAAUCCGGAGGGAAUAAGCAGGGGAUCCAGGAAUACUCUAACUGGGAUUUCUGGGGAAACGUGAGAAUUUUGUUUGCCGCAAUUUUGCAACCCUGCUUGCCACCUCGUUACCCCCCCCAUAACAACCUCUACUCUGACCCCCCCCAUAACAACCUCUACUCUGCCCCCCCCCCAUAACAACCUCU